GGUAGAGUCUGUCACCGGCAUCCUCUCGGCUGGUAGGCAUCACGUGACAGCCUCCUAGUCAUCUUUACUUUCAAGUAGGACAAUCAUGACCGUAAGAGCGUGUGGCCUGAUUAUCUUCAGGAAACUGCGUGAGGCGUCGACACCGCCAUCUUCUGCCGCCACCGUUGGGAACAAUAUCGAGUACCUCCUCUUGCAGACAUCAUAUGGGACUCAUCACUGGACUCCUCCAAAAGGUCAUGUCGACCCAGGAGAAGACGACCUACAGACAGCCCUCCGGGAGACCCAGGAGGAAGCGGGGCUGGACGCCAGCCAGUUCACCGUCCUAGAAGGCUUUAAGAAGGAACUGAACUAUACCGUUCGAGGCAAGCCCAAAACGGUCAUCUACUGGCUGGCGGAAAUGAAAGACAACCACGCGGAGAUCCGACUCUCUUCAGAGCACCAGGCCUUUCGCUGGCUGGCCCUCAAGGAGGCCUGUGAGCUCUCUGGGUAUCAGGACAUGCAGGCCGCAAUACGGGAGGCCGAUCAGUUUCUCUGUUCCCGGGCGUGAACGCCCUGCAGGGAUCAGAGGAGGUGUUUUCGAGGAGACUCGGGCUGCUAAU
Molecule: messenger RNA, 599 nt
Organism: Gekko japonicus
Lineage: Eukaryota; Metazoa; Chordata; Lepidosauria; Squamata; Gekkonidae
Gene: NUDT2
Product: nudix hydrolase 2
Exons: 3
Coding region: 86-547 (153 amino acids)
Biological process (GO): AMP biosynthetic process; ATP biosynthetic process
Molecular function (GO): bis(5'-nucleosyl)-tetraphosphatase (asymmetrical) activity
Source: RefSeq, a predicted model, not a curated record